GGAUCCGCGGUCAUCUUUCCUGAAGACGCUUCUUACACCCAGAAGCACUUCCUCAUUAACGACUCGGGUGGUUCCACUUCCGGCAGCACCAGAUAAGUCGCGAGAGGAAGCUUAUAGCCUGCCCCUUCCCUUUAAGACCACUUCGCUGAAGUUUAACCUUAUCCUGCCGGAGUGUUUUCCUUGCUAAUGGUGCUGAGUCUCUAAAAACAUCCUUGGUGUAAAGAUCCAUGGGACUCUGAACGUAAACUGGAAUUUUGUGCCUGGGAACAGACUACUAGUGUCUACUGUGUCAAGGAAACCAUUCAGAAUAUUAAAAAAAUGUAAUGGACAAUUGAUUGUGAAAAUAAUUUUCAAGAUUCGCAAUGGUCCGUAGUGGAAAAAAUGGUGACCUUCAUCUUAAACAGAUUGCGUAUUAUAAACGGACUGGUGAAUACCACCCAACUACAUUACCAAGUGAAAGAAGUGGCAUAAGAAGAGCAGCAAAAAAGUUUGCCUUCAAAGAAAAAAAGCUGUUUUAUAUUGGGAAAGACAGAAAACAAAACCGCUUGGUCAUAGUUUCAGAAGAAGAAAAAAAGAAAAUCCUAAGAGAAUGCCAUGAAAAUGACACUGGAGCCCAUCAUGGCAUAUCCAGAACCCUUACACUGGUUGAGUCCAACUACUAUUGGACUUCUGUGACUAACGAUGUCAAACAGUGGGUUUAUGCUUGUCAGCAUUGCCGAGUGGCAAAAAAUACAGUUAUUAUUGCACCUAAACAACACCUUCUCAAGGUGGAAAACCCAUGGACGAUAGUUAUUAUUGAACUGAUGGGCCCAUUCCAAACAAGCCACAGAAGUCAUAUAUAUAUUAUAAUCAUGACAGAUUUGUUCACAAAAUGGGUUGUGAUUUUGCCUCUAUGUGAUAUUACAGCAUCUGAAAUUUCUAAAGCUAUUGUCAAUGUAAUUUUCUUAUAUGGACUUCCUCAGAAGAUAAUAAUGGACCACAGAGAUGAGUUCAUUCAUCAGAUCAACAUUGAACUGUGUAGAUUGCUUGGCUCAAAGCAAAUUGUAAUUUCUCAUGCCUCUCAAACUGCUAAUCCACCUGAAAGUGCACCUAACACAAUCAAAAGAUUUCUUGCCAAACACUGUGCUGACCACCCAAAUAACUGGGAUGACUACCUGCCUGCUGUUUCCUUUGCCUUCAAUGUAACUCACUUGGAACCUGCCAAAAAUACGCCGUAUUUUCAAAUGUUUAACCGAAAUCCUUACAUGCCUGAGACUUCAGCUAUUCUUGAUGAGAUGGACGAUGAUAGUACAAAUAUGUUUACCAAAAUUCUAGGUGCAAUUAAAGAAGCUGAUACAAAACCAGCAAAGGAUACCACUUCAACUGACCAGAUAAAGAAGAGCACUUUUGAGGAAAUAAACAGAAGCAAAAUCAUUGUUAAAAAGAAGCCAAAGCAACUAAAUCCUUUCCAUUUAAAAGUGGGUCAUGAAGUUUUAAGACAAAGGAAAAACUGGUGGAAGGAUGGCCGUUUUCAGUCUGAAUGGGUUGGUCCCUGUGUCAUAGAUUAUAUUACAGAAAGUGGAUGUGCUGUUCUGAGAGAUAAUACUGGAACUCGACUUAAAAGACCUAUCAAAAUUUCCCACCUUAAACCCUAUGUGAGAGAAUCCAGUGAACAAGACAGUCUUUAUCUUUUACAGGGUUCGGUAGUGACAGAUCAUGACUACAUUGGACUACCUGAAAUUCCAGUUGGAGCAUACCAAGCAGAUAUUCUGGUGGAAGAUGCAGCUAUUGGUAUAGUCGAUAAUAAAUUGAUGACAUCAAGCAAGGAUCAUGAACUGUUAGAAUGUAGAAAUGCCAAGAUCUCACCAUUGAUAGAAGAUCACAGUUCUUUUGAAAAACAGACUUUCAGUCUUUUGGAAUCUACAAACCAAGUCCUUGAAUAUUUAAGUCAGUAAAUAUCAGAUUCACUUAAGUGCUUAUUUAUAUAGCUCCUUGAGUCCUCAUCUUUCCCAUCAGAAAAGGUUGUCUGUGCAUUCUUACAUAUUCUUAAUGACUAAAUCUCAAAAGUUUCUUGUACAACUAUUUAUCAAAAAUGUACUGUCUUGGAGAGAACAUUUAACAUGAAGCAAAUACCGUAUAGUUAAUGUUUUUUCUUCUCAAAUAAGAACAGAGAAAGCAUGCUUGCUUCUUCGAAAGUGUACUGAAUUCCAGUCAAAUAUCUCAAAUCUUAAGUUUUCUGCAAUAUUCCUUUCCUUAAAAAAUAAUUUUGAAAUAUGUCAAGUGAGGUUAAUAAAUCUUUAUUCAGCCAUAUUAGUGAAUUAAAUGUAACUUCUUUCCAAGCCAUUGGAACUAGAUAAUAUUGCAGGAAAAAAGGUAGUUAUUGGAUUCACAGGUUAUUGGUAACUUUAUCUUGUUAUACAGACACAGGAUUAGAAUCUUAAACUAUAUUGGCUUGAAAACACUUAUGAUUUUACAUAAUAAAGCAUCUACUUAAAAUAUUUUCCUGCAAUCUUAAAUCAUAAAUGAUAAAAUUAUUUUAUCAUAUUAAAUAUUAAAUUAAAUAUUAUUUAUAUUUAAAUAUAAAAUAUUUAAACCAUUAUUUCCAUGAAAAAUAAUUAUAAUUUAUAUAAUAUUUACAACUUCACAUUCAAUCUGUUAUUUGUGUGUUUUUAUUUCUUUUGAGAGAAAUCAUCACAACUUUAUUGUGUGCUAGGUAUCAAACCAGGGUGCAUGCAAGGCAUGUACUCUACCAUGUUUCACUUAUUUCAUCUUCAGUGAAUAUUCAUUGUAAAGCACUUUGAAAGAUACUAUAGGAAAAUAAUUUAAAAAAUGAAUCAAAUGCACGAAUCAAAUCUCAACCUUGUAAGUCUUUUAAGAAUUAUAGACUCUAUAAGGUAUGAACAGAAGUUGUAUUUCAUGCUGAGUUCCAGAAGUAUAAAUAAUGGUCAGUGGUAGGCAAUAAGGAAAGAGAUUAUUCCUUAUUAUGAACCUUAGGAAGAAAGAUCUUAUGAAAAUGCAAAUGCUUUUAGGAGAAGAAUCAUCUGGGUUUGACCCAAAUAGUAUGUAGAAUUUAGUGAUGGAAUGAAAAGGAAUUUGAGGAAAAUGCACAGAGAAGUGUCACAGUGAUUCACAGAAGGGCCACAUGUUUUUGAGUGCAAAAUAAAAUAGUAUGCUAUAGAAACAAAGCUUUGAAAAGAGAAGUGAAGGGACCAGGUGGUGGCACACCUGGUUGAGCACACAUGUUACAGUGCACAAGGACCCAGGUUUGAGCCCCCGGUCCUCACCUGCAGGGGGAAAGCUUCAUGAGUGGUGAAGCAGGGCUGUGCGUGUCUCUCUGUCUCUCUCCCUCCCUAGCUCCCCCUUUCCUCUCUAUUUCUGACUGUCUUUAUCCAACAAAUAAAUGAAGAUUUUAAAACUUUAAAAAAAA
This is a messenger RNA of Erinaceus europaeus (western European hedgehog), 3406 nucleotides long. RefSeq names its product gypsy retrotransposon integrase 1 (gene GIN1). The transcript is spliced from 11 exons. The record is from RefSeq and is a predicted model, not a curated record. NCBI's taxonomy places the organism in Eukaryota, Metazoa, Chordata, Mammalia, Eulipotyphla, Erinaceidae. Gene Ontology annotation, biological process: DNA integration. Gene Ontology annotation, molecular function: nucleic acid binding. The coding region runs from base 363 to 1934 and encodes 523 amino acids.